Messenger RNA from Phytomonas sp. Hart1, 535 nucleotides. The record is from the annotation of a GenBank genome assembly. Lineage: Eukaryota; Euglenozoa; Kinetoplastea; Trypanosomatida; Trypanosomatidae.
AUGUUUCGUCGUUCGUUAGCUGUGUUUUACUCGAAUACAAAUCUAGGAGAUCCUGGAAAGUUAAUGAACUCCCAACAAAAGGUUCUUGAUAUCAAUUCUCCGCUAUCUUUGCUGCGAAUGUGCUAUCGAAGUAUUGAUAUUUGCGUAAAAUCACGUCAUGCACGUAAUUUUUUCAAAAAACGCCUUAUCGAUCAGUGGGCAGAGAAGAGUAAGGAAACAAAUCCAGAGAAGAUACGUUUUUACAUGGAUUUAGCGGGUUCUUUCCUGCAAGCCUUGCACACCGAUCGCACUCCAAAGCCGGGGAUGGUCGUUAAAUUUAACCUUUCUCGUCGGAUUGCACAUGAAAAGAAAAUGGAGGAAAGGGCCAUUAGUAAUGUUAAACGCGUUAGGAAGGUCCAAAAGGAGGGGGAAUAGUGUAUCAAUGAAAAGUACUCCAGAGGGGAAAGAUGAUCAAAUCCUCUGUCGCCAUUUUACCACUUCGUAUUUGGAGGCAUAGAGGUAUGGAGUGGGAAAAGAACACAAAAAUGACGAAAAA